Molecule: messenger RNA, 2042 nt
Organism: Hemiscyllium ocellatum (epaulette shark)
Lineage: Eukaryota; Metazoa; Chordata; Chondrichthyes; Orectolobiformes; Hemiscylliidae
Gene: rabepk
Product: Rab9 effector protein with kelch motifs
Exons: 8
Coding region: 126-1280 (384 amino acids)
Molecular function (GO): protein binding
Source: RefSeq, a predicted model, not a curated record
ACAGUCAGGCGCCUCCCUCUCCAUCGGUUGGCUCGGUGGUAAAGUUGAAAGUUCAAGGGUUGCAGAUUUUCUUUAACAACGCUCGAGGAACAAGUCGUAAGGAACGAAGGAUUUCUCAAAAGGCUAUGGGAUUGCUGACUGUCUUGGAGCCAGGGGAAAGACCCCAAAUAGCAACAUGGUAUACUCUUGUACCAAGAGGGGAGAGUCCAGAUGUUCGAGUUGGUCAUACUCUCACAUUUGUACCAGAUACCUCUGAGGAAGGGAAGGUCAUUAUAGUUGGAGGAGCAAAUCCUAAUGGAAGUUUUUCUGAUGCCCAUGUAUUAGAUCUGGGCAAACUUGAGUGGGAUGUACCAGAGUGGAAGGGAUUACUUCCACGUUAUGAGCACUCCAGCUUUAUUUCAGCGAGCAAACCUGGUGACCUUUGGCUGUUUGGUGGAGCAGAUGAAUGUUCAAACAGGAACUGUGUUCAAGUUUUGAAUUUCGAAACUGGUUUGUGGAGAAGUCCAACAAUAAAUGGCACACCACCUACACCCCGGACAUGUCAUGGCUCUACUGCAGCUAUUGGAGAUUGCCUUUAUGUAUUUGGUGGUGGAGACAAAGGAGCAGAACCUGUACAAGAUACACAUCUCUAUGUGUUUGAUAAAGCCACACUUGGCUGGUCACAGCAAUCAACAGAAGGAAACCCACCAGCUCCAAGACAUGGCCAUGUGAUGAUUGCUGUAGGUAGCAAAUUGUUUAUCCAUGGAGGAUUAUCUGGAGACACAUUUUUUAAUGAUAUGCAUGUAAUUGAUACAGCUGCGGUUAACAUGAGAUGGAAGAAAAUAAAAAUGAAGGGUGAUAUCCCAAAAGGUUGUGCAGCUCAUUCUGCAAUUUAUCAUGGAAAGUACAUCUUCAUCUUUGGUGGUAUGGAUGUCACAGGAGCUUUGAAUACCAUGUAUAAAUAUCAUAUUGAAACGAACUGCUGGACACUCUUGGAAUUUGGUUCCUCGCUACCAGCAGGACGGCUGGAUCACGCUAUGUGUGUGAUACCCUGGAAAAUAAGGAAAGCAAAUGAAGCCUCCACUCCUGAAAAAAAUAGUGACGAACAAUCACCUAACGGGAACACAUGUGAGGAAUCUAGCCAGCAAAGCAAGGCUGAUGGAAAUCUUGUACCAAGGAAUUGUUCAGUAGUUCAAAAUCAAACUGUGAACAUUGUGCAUCUAUGUUUGGUUUUUGGUGGAAUGGACACUCAAGGAGAAAUUUAUAAUGACUGUUUUGUCACACUAGUUGAUGGUUAUUAACUGUACUUAUUCCCUUGGUAUAGUUACCACUUGUUUACAAAACUUGUUCCACAUGAACAUACUUAGAAAUCAUGUUAUAACAGAAGGUGUGGAUGCUGUAAGUGCUUAGGACUGGCAGCAUGUGGUAAAUACCACCUUCUCCAGCAAAGCCAGGAGUUUCCAGUCUCUUAAACUCCAAUUCACCUUUACUUAAACCUGAAAUAUUUAUACUGUGUAAUGUUGUUCACUUCUCUGAACUUUUCCUUAACUACUUACUGAGAGAUGUUGAAAUUAUUUUCAGCCCUACUGAAACUGGGAUAAUGUGAACAGGACAAGCGUACAAAAUAUAUCCUGCAUAGUUAAAUUCUAAUUUAAUUGACAUGAUUCAAAGUGUAUGAAGUAAUGUAGUUAAAGUGGAGGGAGUGUUGUUAGAGGUUAUAAAAAUUUUAGAUUGGAUAUGAUUAGAGAAUCAGCAAUAAGGCAGCUCUUUCCUCAGUGACCAAGGUCAACAUCUGAUUUCAAUGACACCCUGAACCAUACCUGUAAUUUUCAUCCACUGUGCAUUCUAUUUAAAGUGUGAUUAAAUUUGUCACAAGAUUAGAAUUUGUUUAAUUCAUGCAGAAGGGCUAGUAUGAAGUGCUGUCUAAAUGUGGAAUUCCAAAGACAUUGUGUAGGUAUAAAAUUAGUCUUCACAGGGGUAGUACAGGUAUUUUAUUGAAAUUUCAAUGUUUGUUUCUUACAGAAUUGUACAUCUUUAAAAAAAUAAAGUUGAAAUCAAUUGAA